CGAGGAUUCCGGGGUGGUAGACGAGAUUCGGAAACUGGGGUCGGUUAAAAAUGUGAGCUUGGACGUGAGCUGCAAGAGGGGUUGAUGACGAAGGAUCAUAGACUCGACAAGAAGGAUUACUUGGAUAAAAUUGAGCUUAGUUAUGGCUGCGUAAGGCCAGGCCUGGUUGGAUAUGGACGGGGCAUUAUGGGAUCAAAACGUCAUUCCUGAACCUGAGAGAAAAAGUAUCUUAAACCCAGCAAGCAUGAAACAAGCAUUGGUUGAGGGUGCUGGGCCUAACAUGUAUGAGCAGGGUGCUGGCAGAGUUGAUAUGUAGUACUUCAAUAGCCUUCUAUUUAGCUGAUUGGUUUUAUAUUCUGUUAUACUCAUAUAGCCGAGACUCAUGAUCCCUGACUUCAUUGCUCGUGCUUGUGAAGUUGUAAAGCUAAUGUCUAGGACAAAAUUUGAAGAUGGUAAGUUUGAGAAGAGUUCACAUAUGCCUGACAAUGUACAAAAAAAGGCUUCUAGAAGUACCUCUUGUGCUUCCUUGUGGAUAUGCUUCAACAUUUGCAGUAUUUAUGGGGGCUUGUAGAGGUAAACUUGUGUUCUCAUAACAUGCAACUUUGGGAAGUUAAAUCCAAAGAGAGAGUUUUGGUUGCGUAGGUCCCUUAUUACAAGAUAUCCUAUGCCUUUUCUGUUGUUUACAUUAAUGUUGUAAUCACACGAAGGCUACAUCUCCUCUUACAUGGUUACUAUGUCAUCUACAUCUCAACCUUCUAAUCGAAUCAUAGCCAUAAUCCACAGGCCAUAAAUAUCAAUCUAAUUUUCCCUACCAAAUCACUUCCAACACACAAUGGCUGCAGUGUUCUUGGUUUUGGCUUUAGCUAGUCUUACCAACCCUCUAGCCAUAAUCAAUGCCCAAACACCAACAGGUACAGGUUACCCCUCCAAAUUUCAACCUUCAACAUUGCCAAACACAACUCCAUCUGCACCAUCAGUAGCCAAACAACAAGAAGCAUCUUCUCCCACUUCAACUAGCAAGCCAACACCAGCAACCACAUCUUCACCCUCCAAAUUGCCAAAUGCAGCUUCCCCCGUUUCUGCUACAAAGCCUCCCAUUGUCAUAGCAACCCCUCUUCCCUCAAGGAAACCACCAGUAGCAAGCUCUCCCACUUCUAGUAAAUCACCAGUUCCCAAGGUUUCGUCUCCAACAUCAUCUGCACCGGUUAAAUCACCACUUCCUAAGGUUUCAUCUCCAAAAUCAUCUGUUCCUGUGAGAUCACCAGUUCCCAAAGCUACAUCUCCAACUUCUGCUCCUGUGAAAUCACCACUUCCAAAAGCUACAUCUCCAUCGUCUGCUCCUGUGAAAUUACCAGAUCCCAAGCCUUUACCACCAAUAUCCUCUCCAGUGAAGCCACCAGUUCCCAAAACAACACCUCCAAAGAUAGCUCCCUUGAAACCACCCGUUCCAAAAACAACACCCCCAAAAAUAGCACCAGUGAAACCACCUGUUCCAAAGAUUACACCAGCAUCAAGUCCGAAACCCUCAUCCCCCAAAAUCCCACCACCAAAACCGCCCAAAAAAGCCCCUAUUUUGCCACCACCACUGCCAUUACUGCCUACCCCAAAAGUAUCCCCAACUCCGGCUGAAGCACCAACAGAAAAGGCACCAGCACCUGCACACAAAAAGAAAGCGCCAAAACCAUCACCAGUUCCUUCACCACUAAGUAACACUCCAACACCUGCACCAACGCCUUCGAUUGAAACACCAACCCCAGCAGCAGCACCCCAAGAUGACAUCCCAGAACCUCCUCCUCACAGGCACAGCAGAAGAAGACACAAACACAAGACACAUCACUCGCAAUCUCUGGCUCCAGCACCAACCAUUAUUCGGAGGAGUCCCCCAGCACCACUUGUUCAAGAUAUUACCACAACCCAGCCAGAAGCGACGCCUGCACCAGCACCAAAUCCCAAAGCGAAUGGUGCGCAAGCAUACAAUAGGCAAGGGAACACAUGGCCAAGUGUUGGAGUCGCCAUUGCCAUUUUGUUAUCUGUCAUCACAUGACACUUUCAAAGUUUCAUAUGAAGAACAUGGAUUGAUGGUGUGGUUUGCAGAACAUAUAGAAUCAGUUAAAUGUAUGAAACUGAAUAAAGAAUUAUUAUACCCGUUUUUUUUUUACAUUGUUCUUUCUGUGUUUAAAGGUAUUCUUUGCUAAGAUGCAUAAAUAUAUGCUCUUUAUCGUUUUGUACUAU
Molecule: messenger RNA, 2232 nt
Organism: Vigna angularis (adzuki bean)
Lineage: Eukaryota; Viridiplantae; Streptophyta; Magnoliopsida; Fabales; Fabaceae
Product: extensin
Exons: 7
Coding region: 833-2044 (403 amino acids)
Cellular component (GO): plasma membrane
Source: RefSeq, a predicted model, not a curated record